AUGGACAUCGUGAAGGAGAACCCGUUUGUUUUGGGAGUGACGUGCUUUUCGUCGCUGGGUGGACUGCUGUUUGGAUACGACCAGGGCGUUGUGUCUGGGAUUAUCACGAUGGAGAACUUCGCCGUCAGGUUUCCGAGGGUGUAUAUGGACUCGGAUUAUAAAGGGUGGUUUGUCUCUACUUUUCUUCUCUGUGCAUGGUUCGGUUCUCUAAUCAACGGUCAAAUCACCGACCGCAUGGGCCGCAAAAAUUCAAUGAUUGUCGCAGUCGUGAUCUUCCUCCUCGGCUCCUCUCUUCAAACCACAGCUCUUUCUAUCCCGAUGAUCUUUGCCGGUCGCGCCGUGGCGGGUUUGUCGGUCGGCAUGCUGACUAUGGUCGUGCCGCUUUACAUGGCCGAGAUCUCUCCUGCGGAGAUUAGAGGAUCUCUGGUGGUUCUCCAGCAGCUCUCAAUUACGAUCGGAAUCUUGCUCGCCUUCUGGAUCGACUACGGCGCAAACUACAUCGGCGGCACACGCUGCUGGCCCGAUCAACCUUACGCCAACGGCGUCUCGUUCAAUCCCUACACCGACGUCGGCGACGGCCCAUGCCAGCAGUCUUCGGCCGCUUGGCGGGUUCCGUUUGGGCUCCAGUUGCUUCCCGCGCUGGUCCUUGGUGUAGGAAUGCUGUUCAUGCCGUACUCGCCUCGCUGGCUUGUGAUGCGCGGUCGCGACGCCGAAGCGCGCGAGGCGCUGUGCCGGAUCCGCAGACGCGCGGAGGAUGACCCGGUUAUAAUUGAAGAGUUCAUUGGAAUCAAAGCCGAGGUGCUGUUUGAGCACUCCCAGCACGAAGAAAAGUACGGGUCCGCGACCGGAGCCAAGCUUGAAUGGGCGCAGUACCGCGAAAUUGUGUCGAAUCCUUCGUCGUUCAGACGCGUGUUUAUCGGCUCUGCGGUUAUGUUUUUCCAGCAGUUUAUGGGAUGCAAUGCGCUGAUAUAUUAUGCGCCGACGAUAUUUGCGCAGCUGGGUCUGGACUCGAAUACAAACUCGCUGCUGGCGACGGGAGUCUAUGGAAUCAUCAACUGUCUGGCUACGUUCAUUGCUCUCGCGCUGAUCGACAAGAUCGGAAGACGUGUGCUGCUGAUGGUCGGCGCGAUCGGGACCAUGAUCUCUCUGCUUUUCGUAGCAGGAAUUGUCGGAUCUUACCAGGCAAGCCUACCUAUGCAUCCAGUCGCAGGGUGGGCGAGCGUUGUCUUUAUCUACCUUUACGAUGUGAACUUUGCCUAUUCCUGGGCACCUAUCGGCUGGGUUCUUCCCUCGGAGAUCUUCCCUCUCGCCAUCAGAUCCAAAGGUAUCUCAAUCACCACGUCCGCGACCUGGAUGUGCAACUUCAUCAUCGGCCUCGUGUCGCCGCGCAUGCUGGAGUCAAUCACCUACGGCACGUACAUCUUCUUCGCCAUCUUCUGCCUCCUAGCAUUCUUCUUCACGCUCUUCGUCAUCCCCGAGACGCGCGGCAAGUCGCUCGAGGAAAUGGACCUCGCGUUCAACGACAACACCGCGCACGAAGACAAGCAGCGUAUUAUCAUGAUCACGAGUACGUUGGAGGAAGAGUUCUUUGGCGACGAAGGACGACGGCAUGCGUCUGGAAGCUCGACGCCUAGGUCGGAGGAUUUCGAGCUGCAGUUUCGGGAGAACGCGUGA
Messenger RNA from Myxozyma melibiosi, 1674 nucleotides. RefSeq names its product putative MFS sugar transporter. Gene Ontology annotation, cellular component: membrane. Gene Ontology annotation, molecular function: carbohydrate:proton symporter activity. Gene Ontology annotation, biological process: carbohydrate transport; transmembrane transport. The transcript has 3 exons. The record is from RefSeq and is a predicted model, not a curated record. The coding region runs from base 1 to 1674 and encodes 557 amino acids. NCBI's taxonomy places the organism in Eukaryota, Fungi, Ascomycota, Lipomycetes, Lipomycetales, Lipomycetaceae.